CUUAUCUUCUGGACACCUGCAGCAACCUCUUGGGGUUCAGUCAUCUGUGGACAUAGUGCUGUGACGAAGCCCUGUGUCCAUUGCCACCAUGGCGCAGCCUACAGACCAACAGCAAGAUGCGAGGUCCUUCCUCAGCGAGGAAAUGAUUGCUGAGUUCAAGGCUGCCUUUGACAUGUUUGACACUGAUGGUGGCGGUGAUAUCAGCACCAAGGAGUUGGGAACUGUCAUGAGGAUGUUAGGACAGAACCCAACCAAGGAGGAGUUGGAUGCCAUCAUUGAGGAAGUAGAUGAGGAUGGCAGCGGCACUAUCGACUUUGAGGAGUUCUUAGUCAUGAUGGUGCGCCAGAUGAAAGAGGAUGCGCAGGGCAAAAGUGAAGAGGAGUUGGCUGAGUGCUUCCGCAUUUUUGACAAGAAUGCUGAUGGGUACAUUGAUGGCGAGGAGUUAGCUGAAAUCCUCCGUUCCUCAGGUGAGAGCAUAACAGAUGAGGAGAUUGAGGAGCUUAUGAAAGAUGGAGACAAAAACAACGAUGGCAAAAUUGACUUUGAUGAGUUCUUGAAGAUGAUGGAAGGUGUGCAGUAAGCAGUAGGACAUUCCUCUGGAGCGUUGUGACGCCAACCUGUACAUUACACUGCGUCUUACUUACAUUUCAGGAAGGAGCAAGUCAUCCUGCUCUUUUACUGUACCUCCCACAAUCCUCCUCGCUUCUGAUGUGUACAUUACUCUCUAUGGCCACCUUGCAUCCUGCAGAGAACCUCUUAAUCCACUGUUUACUAUCAGGCUCUCUACCCUCUUCAUCUUCCUGUUUUUCUGACUCAUAUGUUAUUUAUAAAAAAAAAUUACAGUUACCAUUAAAACUCUUAGUGAACCUUUGCUAUCUCUGGGCUGCAUUCAUACUCAGAAGAGGAUAGAAACUCCUUUAGAUAUCUAUUUGUGGUGCAAAGCAAAUGUAGCAGUAUCUUUUUUUGCUCAAUGCUCACAUAAAUAGCAGCAUUAAAAAGUUUUGAGACACACUAGCUUAUGGCUACCCCAUUCCACCCUAGAGGGCUGUCUAGUUUGCCUAAUAAUAACACAGAAGCUGCCAACCUCAUGCUGACACGUAGACACAGUGGAAAGCACUAAUAUUUUUGCAUAUCCGUUAUUUUCACAUUCAUACAAUUCAGCAUGUAAAUAAAAAGGGUGAUGUAUUUUGAGAA
Messenger RNA from Xenopus tropicalis (tropical clawed frog), 1194 nucleotides. RefSeq names its product troponin C2, fast skeletal type (gene tnnc2). The record is from RefSeq and is a predicted model, not a curated record. The transcript is spliced from 6 exons. Gene Ontology annotation, molecular function: calcium ion binding. The coding region runs from base 89 to 580 and encodes 163 amino acids. NCBI's taxonomy places the organism in Eukaryota, Metazoa, Chordata, Amphibia, Anura, Pipidae.